Messenger RNA from Cygnus atratus (black swan), 2578 nucleotides. RefSeq names its product ubiquitin like modifier activating enzyme 1 (gene UBA1). The transcript has 20 exons. NCBI's taxonomy places the organism in Eukaryota, Metazoa, Chordata, Aves, Anseriformes, Anatidae. Gene Ontology annotation, biological process: protein ubiquitination; ubiquitin-dependent protein catabolic process; DNA damage response. The record is from RefSeq and is a predicted model, not a curated record. Bases 24 to 2570 code for a protein of 848 amino acids. Gene Ontology annotation, cellular component: nucleus; cytoplasm. Gene Ontology annotation, molecular function: ubiquitin activating enzyme activity.
UGUUCUGUGACUUUGGGGACGACAUGGUGGUGACGGACACCAACGGGGAGCAGCCGCUCAGCGCCAUGGUCUCCAUGGUCACCAAGGGGUGUCCCGGGGAGGUGACGUGCCUGGACGAGGCGCGGCACGGCUUCGAGACGGGCGACUUCGUCACCUUCACCGAGGUGGAGGGCAUGGACGAGCUCAACUCCUGCGGCCCCGUGGAGAUCCGCGUCCUCGGGCCAUACACCUUCAGCAUCGGGGACACGAGCGGGUACGGGGACUACGUGCGGGGGGGGAUCGUCACCCAGGUCAAGAUGCCCAAGCACAUCCGCUUCAAGCGUCUGCGGGAGUCGCUGGCGGAGCCGGAGAUGCUCAUCACGGACUUCGGGAAGGCGGAGCGCCCUCCCAUCCUGCACUGGGGCUGGCAGGCGCUGCACCGCUUCAUGCAGCAGCACGGCCGCCCGCCGCGGCCGCGCCACCAGGGUGACGCGGCGGAGGUGGUGGCCCUGGCCCGGGAGGUGGCCCCGGGAGCGGAGCUGGACGAGGAGCUGCUGCGGGAGCUGGCCUUCCAGGCCACCGGGGACCUGGCGCCCGUCAACGCCUUCAUCGGGGGGCUGGCGGCACAGGAGGUCAUGAAGGCGGUGUCGGGGAAGUUCACGCCCAUCACGCAGUGGCUCUACUUCGACGCGCUCGAGUGUCUCCCCGAGGAGAACAAGGAGACGCUGCUCACCGAGGAGCAGUGCCGCCCGCGCAACAGCCGCUACGACGGGCAGAUCGCGGUGUUCGGGGCCGACCUGCAGGCCAAGCUGGGCAACCAGAAGUACUUCGUGGUCGGGGCGGGGGCCAUCGGCUGUGAGCUGCUGAAGAACUUCGCGAUGGUGGGGCUGGGCUGCGGACCCGAAGGGUCCAUCACCGUCACCGACAUGGACACCAUCGAGAAGUCCAACCUCAACCGCCAGUUCCUCUUCCGGCCCUGGGAUGUCACGAAGCUGAAGUCGGAGCGGGCGGCGGCGGCGGUGCGGGAGAUGAACCCGGCGCUGCGGGUGAGCAGCCGCCCCGACCGCGUCGGCCCCGACACCGAGCGCGUCUACGACGACGACUUCUUCGAGGCCCUGGACGGCGUCGCCAACGCCCUCGACAACGUCGACGCCCGGCUGUAUAUGGACCGGCGCUGCGUGUACUACCGCAAGCCGCUGCUGGAGUCGGGCACGCUGGGCACCAAGGGCAACGUGCAGGUGGUGGUCCCGUUCCUCAGCGAGUCCUACAGCUCCAGCCAGGACCCCCCCGAGAAGGCCAUCCCCAUCUGCACCCUCAAGAACUUCCCCAACGCCAUCGAGCACACCCUGCAGUGGGCACGGGACGAGUUCGAGGGGCUCUUCAAGCAGCCGGCCGAGAACGUCAACCAGUACCUGACGGACCCCCGCUUCGUGGAGCGCACGCUGCGGCUGGCGGGCACGCAGCCGCUGGAGGUGCUGGAGGCGCUGCAGCGCAGCCUGCGGGGGGAGCGGCCCCGCGCCUGGCCCGACUGCGUCGCCUGGGCCUGCCGCCACUGGCACCGGCAGUACAGCAACAACAUCCGGCAGCUGCUGCACAACUUCCCCCCGGGGCAGAAGACCAACUCGGGGACCCUCUUCUGGUCGGGGCCCAAGCGCUGCCCCCACCCCCUCGUCUUCGACCCCGACAACCCCCUGCACCUGGACUACGUGAUGGCGGCCGCCAACCUCUUCGCCCAGAGCUACGGCAUCGGGGGCUCGCGGGACCGGGCGGCGGUGGCCGAGCUCCUGCGCCACGUCCGCGUCCCCCCCUUCGCCCCCAAGGCCGGGGUGCGCAUCCACGUCUCCGACCAGGAGCUGCAGAGCGCCGCCGCCGCCCUGGACGACGGGCGGCUGGAGGAGCUCAAGGCCUCGCUGCCCAGCCCCGAGGAGCUGCCCGGCUUCCGCAUGUACCCCAUCGACUUCGAGAAGGACGACGACACCAACUUCCACAUGGAUUUCAUCGUCGCCGCCUCCAACCUGCGGGCCGAGAACUACGACAUCCCGCCGGCCGACCGGCACAAGAGCAAGCUGAUCGCGGGGAAAAUCAUCCCGGCCAUCGCGACGACGACGGCGGCGGUGGUGGGGCUGGGCUGCCUCGAGCUCUACAAGCUGGUGCAGGGCCACCGGCGCCUGGCCUCCUACAAGAACGCCUUCCUCAACCUGGCCCUGCCCUUCGUCGGCUUCUCCGAGCCCCUCGCCUGUCCCCGCAACAAGUACUACGAGGUGGAGUGGACGCUGUGGGACCGGUUCGAGGUGCAGGGGCUGCAGCCUGACGGGCAGGAGAUGACGCUGCGCCAGUUCCUCGCCUAUUUCAAGAAGGAGCACCGGCUGGAGAUCACGAUGCUGUCCCAGGGCGUCUCCAUGCUCUACUCCUUCUUCAUGCCGGCCGCCAAGCUGCGCGAGCGCCACGACCAGCCGAUGACGGAGAUCGUGGCGCGGGUGUCCAAGAAGAAGGUCGGCCGCCACGUCAAGGCGCUCGUCUUCGAGCUCUGCUGCAACGACGACACCGACGCCGACAUCGAGGUGCCCUACGUGCGCUACACCAUCCGCUAGCCCCGCCC